Messenger RNA from Kluyveromyces marxianus DMKU3-1042, 2394 nucleotides. It is a transcript of the gene YRM1, whose product is annotated as Zn(II)2Cys6 transcription factor. Bases 1 to 2394 code for a protein of 797 amino acids. The record is from RefSeq and is a predicted model, not a curated record. NCBI's taxonomy places the organism in Eukaryota, Fungi, Ascomycota, Saccharomycetes, Saccharomycetales, Saccharomycetaceae. Gene Ontology annotation, biological process: regulation of DNA-templated transcription. Gene Ontology annotation, molecular function: zinc ion binding; DNA-binding transcription factor activity, RNA polymerase II-specific. The transcript has a single exon.
AUGUCUUCGAAGGUUGACAAGAAAGAAGGACAGGGUGGAUGCUGUGAUGGGAUAGAGCGAGCAAUGCGGCCGAACAAUACGCCAGAUGGAGCUAAAGAUAUGGAGAAUCCUGGGGACGAUGGAUAUAGCGGAGCGGAGUCUGGCAAUGGUAAUGAGAAAGGUCAAGACGAAGCGCAUGGCCAUGGUAAUGGUAAUGGCAAUGGUAAUAAGAGUCAUAGCAAUGAAGCUCGAGUGAAAAAAUCUAACCCCAAGAGAAGAAGGAAACUGAUACGAUCGUGUACGUUUUGUCGGAAACGUAAGUUGAAGUGUGAUAGGGCACGUCCUAUGUGCACUGGCUGCAGGAUGAGAGGGUUAUCUGAAUGUGUAUAUACGGAUGGGUUGAAUCAGCAGACUUCUCCGGAUGGGAGGUUUAGCGGAGCGCCAAAUGAGGAACUUCUGCAAGAAAUUGCUAGGUUGAAGUCUAUCAUGCACGAGAAUGAGGAGUAUUCGCUACAGAGGACGUCAGCACCUGCCAGAGCGAUUUCGUAUGGGGUGCAGUCAAAAGAGAAGAACCCAUUGUCUGAAUACACUUACGUGAUGAUCAAGCGGGAACGGACGGUACGGUAUGGAUGUACGUCGUUCAGGACAAUAGCGAAACUCUCUGGUGGGAGUGUGGCCAAGUACUUGCGGGAAGUAGCUGGUAUACAUAAGAACGAGAGAGGUCGGAUCAAGGCUAGGACGGGUAACUCGAUGUUGUACGAACUACAGCGCAUUGAGCGUCCCUGGUCGCUAGGCAUGCUCAUCUCAGAGUUGCCCAAGUACUCUGAGUUGUGUGCGACGGUCGAACAUGCAUUCAAUUACAAAGGUUUUAGGCUCCACAAGAUAUUCUCGAAGGACAGGGUCAGACGUUAUCUUAACGAGUGUUUCAAGGUCAGAGAUGACCGGAUUAUAGAGCUUAUACCGCAUGCUAAGUUGAACUACUAUCCUAUAGGUAUCGUGUUGCAUCUAUACAUCACUUUAAUGGAAGACGCGCCGGCCAGCUUUAUCUCUUUUUUCCUAAUGUUGCUCGGGCAAACUACCGCCAAAAUAUACUACGUGGAAAGAGUCCAGUUCAUACUUUUGCACUACAUUUGGAAAGCGGGAAGAUUCCAAAACGGUGGAGAUAAUUCGCACUUGGCACCCCUCGUCGAACUAAUGGUUUCGUCAGCGUUGGAUAUUGGGCUACACGAUUGUGCGGGAGAACUCUUGCAAGACCGCAAAUUGCUGAAUUCCAUGUGGCUAUGGAUUUUAUUCUACGACAUCGUAGUCUCGUUCGAUAUGGGUAGGUCAGUUUUAGUCUCUGGUGAACUUUUCGACUCCGAAAAGUUGCUAAAUGAUCAAGAAUUUCAAGUGCCUGUAGACGGUGUGAACGAUGAAUUUGGACCCGCUUUCAUGUUGAGUUUACGGAAGUUCGUCUACUAUGGACGUAUCACGAUCAUUGGGUUAUACUCCAGGAACAAAAUCCCGGACUUGGAUCUCUACAUAAACCAUUUUGAAAAGUUAAUUGAUGAAAUAUGGCCAUCAAAAAGAGACUUCUUCGAAGACACUAACACGAUGUUGAAUCAUUUAUCAUUUGCGGGUUCAGUGAUAUGCUUGCCAGCAACCAACAUAGUGAGUACACUCAGAGCGCUAAAACGUCUUGUAUUUAAGGAUUACUCUACUGAAAACUAUAUGAUGAACGCAAAAAUGCUUUUGAUGUCCGUAGAUUUGAUUUACGGUUCCAUCAUCGAAUGUUAUCAUUCGGACUUGCAAGAGGCACCUGAAGAGCUCGCAUCCCCAUUAACAACGCCUUCUAACAUUCGGUGCGUAAUUGAAGUGAUAUCAUCUCAUUGGGUGAGAUCUAUUUUUCUUUGUUAUCAAUUCCUGUUCACUUUGGCGAUGAAUCUGAACAACUCUUCAGAUAUUGAAGGAGCUAGUAGUAGUAUUCAGGAUACUACAGUACUUGAGAAUUUGCUUAAUAAGUUCAAUAAAGCACAUCAGAUUUGCUUUGAUCAAUUGAGAUCAUCACCGGCACUGCUACCCCUACACCAAUAUCUUUCCAGUCGUCAUCCUUUCAUUCAUAUGUUGUUUUACGAAAGAACUGCCAGGAUGAUGUUGGGGAAACUUACAAAUUCUAAAGUGACAGAAGACCUUCAGACCGACAAUGAGGCCUCUAAUUCUAAAAAUGACUUCCAGGAAAACCCUGGUACGUUCGCACUUACGGAUGCAUACUUCCCACCCCUUGAUCAAACGGACAUUGAAAACAUUUUUAAUGAGAUGUUCCGAGAUUCAGGGAUUAGUGAGCAGGAUAUGGUAGAAAUAUCAUCUGCUAAUACCACUAACGCUAGUUGUAGUACUAAUAAUAAUUCUAGUAGUAAUACUAAUAAUGCGGAUUAG